GACAGGUACAAUAAAAUGAAAUCUUCGUACGCGUUUCAGACCAAGACACCUGAGUGCUUGGCUGAUUCUGUGCCAGCAGAAUGCAUGUGCCGAGGGCUCGAGAUUGUCUGCGAUGGUGCCAAAUUACGUGCUGUCCCUUCUGUCUCUUCAAAUAUAACCAUGAUGUCUCUACAGUGGAAUCUGCUAAGGAAACUUUCUGCUGAUAUUUUCAGGAAGUACCAAGAUCUUCAAAAUCUGUAUCUUCAGAAUAAUAAAAUUAGAGCUGUAUCUGAACAUGCUUUCAGAGGUUUAUACAAUUUGACAAAACUGUAUCUGAGUCACAACAAGAUAACCAGUUUGAAGGCUGGUGUUUUUGAAGAUCUCCAUAAGCUAGAAUGGCUGAUAAUUGAAAAUAAUAGGAUCAAUCGGAUCUCUCCGCUAACAUUUUACGGACUCAGAUCACUUAUUCUUCUAGUGAUGAUGAAUAAUUCUCUUGCUCGUUUGCCCAAUAAACCUCUGUGCCAAUACAUGCCGAGACUAAACUGGCUGGAUCUUGAAGGCAACCAUAUCCAUUAUUUAAGAAACGUCACUUUUAUCUCCUGCAACACUCUAACUGUACUGGUGAUGAGACGAAAUAAAAUCAUCUCCUUAAAUGAAAACAGCUUUUCUUCUCUCCAGAUGUUAGAUGAAUUAGACCUGGCUGGCAACAGGAUUGAAUCACUUCCUCCAUAUGUAUUUAAGGAUCUAAAGGAGCUUUCACAACUGAACCUUUCUUAUAAUCCAAUCAAGAAAAUACAAAUGGACCAGUUUGAUUUUCUAAUUAAACUCAAAUCUCUCAGCUUAGAGGGUAUUGAAAUUGGAAACAUUCAGAGAAGAAUGUUCAGACCCCUUAGAAACCUUUCCCAUAUAUAUUUUAAGAAAUUCCAGUACUGUGGAUAUGCCCCUCACGUACGCAGCUGUAAGCCUAAUACUGAUGGGAUUUCAUCCCUUGAGAAUCUUUUAGCUAGCAUUAUACAGAGAGUGUUUGUCUGGGUUGUGUCUGCCAUCACUUGCUUUGGAAAUAUUUUUGUUAUCUGUAUGAGGCCUUACAUCAGAUCGGAGAAUAAGCUCCACGCCAUCUCAAUAAUGUCCCUCUGCUGUGCUGACUGUCUGAUGGGAAUAUAUUUAUUUGUGAUUGGAGCUUUUGAUCUUAAAUACCGUGGAGAAUACAACAAGCACGCUCAGUUAUGGAUGGACAGUAUUCAUUGUCAGUUGGUGGGAUCGCUGGCUAUUCUGUCUACAGAGGUGUCAGUUUUACUGUUGACUUACCUGACUCUGGAAAAAUACAUCUGCAUAGUUUAUCCUUUUAGGUUUUUGAAGCCCAGAAAAUGCAGGACAAUUUCCAUUUUGGUUCUUAUUUGGAUAAUUGGGUUUGCUGUUGCUUUUAUUCCACUGAGCAAUAAGGAAUUUUUCAGGAACUACUAUGGCACCAAUGGUGUCUGUUUUCCUCUUCACUCAGAACAAUCAGAAAGUUCAGGAAGUCAGAUUUAUUCUGUUGUCAUUUUUUUAGGUGUAAAUUUGGCAGCUUUUAUCAUCAUUGUGUUUUCCUAUGGAAGUAUGUUCUACAGUGUUCACCAGACAGCUAUUACGGCUACUGAAAUUCGGAAUCAUAUUAAAAAAGAAAUGACCCUUGCUAAACGUUUUUUCUUCAUUGUAUUUACUGAUGCACUGUGCUGGAUACCCAUUUUUAUUUUGAAACUGCUUUCUUUACUUCAAGUAGAAAUACCAGGUACCAUAACUUCUUGGGUGGUGAUUUUUAUAUUGCCAAUAAAUAGUGCUUUGAAUCCUCUUCUCUACACUCUGACUACACGACCAUUCAAAGAAAUGAUUCAUCAGGUCUGGUAUAAUUACAGACAAAGAAGAUCCAAAGGAGGCAAGGGCAGUCAGAAAACAUAUGGUCCAUCAUUCAUUUGGGUAGAGAUGUGGCCAAUGCAUGAAAUCACACCAAAGCUAUCAAAGCCUAUUCUUUGUACAGACUCCUCUGAAACAUCAGCAACUACACAGUCAACCAGACUAAAUUCGUACACAUAAAUACAUCUUGAACCUUCAAGGUGACAUCUGCACUGUUAGCUUCACAUACGUGGAUUUACUGCUUUACAGCGAUAAGAAAAACAAGGGGAACACAGCGAUCCACCAGAACCAGAAGUCAAAGAAAGAAGAUGAUAGAUCAGUGUGCCUACUUGCAGGUAAAACUGGUAUGAAAAUAAUUUUCCCAUCUUGCAACAGUUCUGACGUUUUGACAGCUUGUCCUUGAUCAGGAUAAAAAGUCAGUCUUUUUUUUCCCCUCCUUCCUCCUCUCCAAGAGCAUUUAGUGUGAGACUGACAAAUAGAGGACUGUCAGUCUUCAUAGGUGUCAUGGCAUCUAAAUUUUAAUCACCU
Molecule: messenger RNA, 2397 nt
Organism: Rhea pennata
Lineage: Eukaryota; Metazoa; Chordata; Aves; Rheiformes; Rheidae
Gene: RXFP1
Product: relaxin family peptide receptor 1
Exons: 16
Coding region: 16-2049 (677 amino acids)
Biological process (GO): activation of adenylate cyclase activity; adenylate cyclase-activating G protein-coupled receptor signaling pathway; hormone-mediated signaling pathway
Cellular component (GO): plasma membrane
Molecular function (GO): protein binding; G protein-coupled peptide receptor activity
Source: RefSeq, a predicted model, not a curated record